AUGACCCGGCCACCACUGACGAAUGAUAAUCUGCUCACCCGUGAAGUGUGGGGUUCGAACCUAGACGAGGAGUUGGCCAUCAUCAGGAACCUGAUUGACGAAUACCCGUACAUCGCGAUGGACACAGAGUUCCCGGGGGUGGUCGCUCGUCCUGUCGGUACGUACAGGUCAGAUUAUCAAUAUCAAACGCUCCGAUGCAAUGUAGACUUGUUGAAGCUUAUCCAACUCGGCAUUACUUUAACGGAUGGGGACGGCAAUUUACCUUUGAUUGCAGGUCAUUACUGUGUGUGGCAGUUUAACUUUCGGGAGUUCGACCUCAAGGAAGAUAUGUACGCGCAAGAUUCGAUAGAGCUCUUAAAGCACUCUGGAAUCGAUUUCGACGCAAAUAGAAAUCGAGGAAUAGAUGUGCAUCGCUUUGGGGAGUUGCUCAUGGUCAGUGGGGUUGUCUUGAAUCAAAAGGUGGUCAAGUGGAUUACAUUUCACAGUGGUUACGAUUUUGGCUAUUUACUCAAGCUGCUGACUUGCACCGCGCUACCACAAAAUGAAGCUGAAUUCUUUGGUAUACUUGGGCUUCACUUUCCCUGUAUCUUCGAUAUGAAAUAUCUCAUGCGGUUCACGGAUAAUCUACAUGGUGGUCUAUCAAAGCUUGCAGAGCAACUUGAUGUCGAACGAAUCGGUCCCCAACAUCAGGCGGGAAGUGACAGCCUGUUAACUGCCUGCACUUUCUUUAAGCUGAGGCAAACACAUUUUGGACAUGAUUGUGUGGAUAAACACGCAGGGGUUUUGUAUGGACUUGGAAGCGAUGCAGAAAGUGAAGCAUGA
This is a messenger RNA of Micromonas commoda, 822 nucleotides long. RefSeq lists its product with no specific name. Gene Ontology annotation, cellular component: P-body; CCR4-NOT complex; CCR4-NOT core complex. The transcript is spliced from 4 exons. The coding region runs from base 1 to 822 and encodes 273 amino acids. The record is from RefSeq and is a predicted model, not a curated record. Gene Ontology annotation, molecular function: poly(A)-specific ribonuclease activity; nucleic acid binding. NCBI's taxonomy places the organism in Eukaryota, Viridiplantae, Chlorophyta, Mamiellophyceae, Mamiellales, Mamiellaceae.